Molecule: messenger RNA, 3758 nt
Organism: Labrus mixtus (cuckoo wrasse)
Lineage: Eukaryota; Metazoa; Chordata; Actinopteri; Labriformes; Labridae
Gene: ebf2
Product: EBF transcription factor 2
Exons: 16
Coding region: 511-2262 (583 amino acids)
Biological process (GO): regulation of transcription by RNA polymerase II
Molecular function (GO): DNA-binding transcription factor activity, RNA polymerase II-specific; RNA polymerase II cis-regulatory region sequence-specific DNA binding
Source: RefSeq, a predicted model, not a curated record
GCUAUCCCGGCAGAGGGUCUCAUUCAUGCUCUAACACAGCGGCACACUGCGAGCUCACCGGCCCCUCGGAUCAACUGUUUUGGAUCCGACCCGGCCUCCUGAGAAAGGAACACUUCCCCUCACACAUUCAGAUAUUUAAGAUUUGAUUCUGAGGCGGAUUCUCGCUGAACUGUAUGCAGAGUUGAUCCCCCCCACCCAGCAGGUCAACCUUUACGCUCGAGCUGACGCUGGAGAUCUGCGCUUGGACAAUGCUUGCAAUAAGUGUUGGAGUACAUCUGUCAUCACCGUUUCAGCUUUGAAAGAAAGUACGAGUGGAUUUUAACGGAGAAGUCCUCGGAAGCAUCACACAGCGUCGGGGUUUUUUCUUUCUUUCAAUCUGUGAAAGCUGCGGAGGAGAGCAGCGCUCCGGGGUGGACCUUCUGUUGUUUUGCAAACUCAGUACUCAGUUGGUUUUUUUUAAUCUCCAAAGUUCAGAAAAGUGCACCGACACGAGCAAGGACGGGGGCUUAAAUGUUCGGGAUCCAGGAGCAUCUGAUACGAGAAGUGAGCGGAUUAAAGGAGAGGAGUCUUGGAGAGGAGAUGGAUCCAGUCCGGUCCUGGGUGCGUAAUGUCGGCGUCGUGGAUGCGAACGUAGCGGCGCAAAGUGGAGUCGCUCUGUCCAGAGCUCACUUUGAGAAGCAGCCGCCUUCAAACCUCCGCAAGUCCAACUUCUUCCACUUUGUGCUGGCUCUUUACGACCGCCACGGGCAGCCUGUGGAGGUGGAGAGGACGUCCUUUGUCGACUUUGUGGAGCAUGACAAGGAGCAGACGGGAGAAAAGACGAACAACGGCACGCACUACAAGCUGCAGCUCCUCUACAGCAACGGGGUUCGCACAGAGCAGGAUCUUUAUGCACGACUUAUCGACUCCGUCACCAAACAGCCAAUAGCGUAUGAGGGACAAAACAAGAAUCCGGAAAUGUGCAGAGUCCUGCUCACACACGAGGUUAUGUGCAGCCGCUGUUGUGAGAAGAAAAGUUGCGGCAACCGAAACGAGACGCCGUCUGACCCCGUCAUCAUCGACAGGUUUUUCUUGAAGUUUUUCCUGAAGUGUAACCAGAACUGUCUGAAGACGGCGGGAAACCCGAGGGAUAUGAGGAGAUUCCAGGUGGUCCUCUCCAGCACUGUGAGCGUGGACGGCCACGUCCUCGCCGUGUCCGACAACAUGUUCGUCCACAACAACUCCAAACACGGCCGCAGGGCUCGCCGCCUGGAGCCGGGAGAGUCUGCGGAGAACACCAUGGAGUAUGCGACCCCGUGCAUCAAAGCCAUCAGCCCCAGUGAGGGCUGGACCACCGGCGGGGCCAUGGUCAUCGUCAUCGGGGAGAAUUUCUUUGACGGGCUGCAGGUGGUGUUUGGCAGCAUGCUGGUGUGGAGUGAGCUGAUCACACCGCACGCUAUCCGUGUGCAGACACCUCCUCGACACAUCCCCGGGGUGGUGGAGGUCACACUGUCUUAUAAAUCUAAACAAUUCUGCAAGGGAGCGCCAGGACGCUUUAUCUACACAGCACUAAAUGAGCCCACUAUAGAUUACGGUUUCCAGCGCCUUCAAAAGGUCAUUCCCCGGCAUCCUGGUGACCCAGAAAAACUCGCCAAGGAGAUCCUCCUGAAGAGAGCAGCAGAUCUAGUCGAGGCUCUGUACGGAAACCCGCACAGUAAUCAGGACAUGCUGCUGAAGCGUGCAGCCGACAUUGCUGAGGCUCUCUACAGCGUUCCUCGUCCUCACAGCCAGCUGCAGGCGCUGCCCAGCUCACCGGCACACGGCAGCGUCAUGGGCCUGGGCUCCUAUCCUUCUCAGUUAGGCGUCAGCCUCGGAGACCCCGGACAGAGCAGCCAGGGUUACAUUAGAAAUUCCAGCAGUUUGUCUCCAAGGGGUUACCCAUCAGCCUCCACUCCUCAGCAUUCGAGCUAUGGGGGCAGUGGAGGGAUGACUGGAGGCUAUGGAACGGUUCCCAUGACCAGCCUGGGAGUACCUGGCUCUCCUGGUUUCAGCAGUGCCUCCCCCACGGGCUCUCCCUACAUUAUGCCCUCCAGCCCCACCAUACCAGGCAGCUCCAGCUCUUCUUCGUCUCUCUUGCCUUUCUCCUCCUUCCCGUCUGCCGCCAAACAGAAGAGUGCUUUUGCUCCGGUGCUCAGGCCCCAGGGCUCCCCCUCCCCUGCCUGCCCCGCCUCAGGGGGGAACAGCUUCAGAGCGAUGACGGGCCUGGUUGUUCACCCGAUGUAGCAAAGCACCCGCCCCAGUCUACCCCCCCCCCCCCCGACCACUGCUACACUUAGCCCCUCUGUUGGCAUUAAGAGGGCAGGGAGGAUGGAAAAUUGAUCUCUAGCAGCCAUGUUUGAACUUCCUUCCUGAGCACACCCACUUGGCCAUUUCUUAGCCCCUAUUUUUAUGCAGGUGGAUGAACAGGACGGGGUUUAAAAAUGUCCAAAGACCAGAGGCAGGGCAGGAAACUCCCCCCCCCCACAACUACAGACAGACAGCUCCUUAGCUGACAGCACCUGACUGGCUCGUGUAUGACUGUGUUUGUCAUCACGUGUCUGCAUUUUUAAAAGGAAGCAAAGAACAUUUUCAGUGGGGGAGCGUCGACGCAUCUCUGGCAUACAUCACAUGCAGUAUAUGGAUCUUCAAAAAUCUGCCCAAACUUCGACCAGAGACGCACCAGAGAGCAUUUCAAAAUCGCCGGAUGAAGGAGAACUCUGAUCAAAUGUCGCAGCUCUGACAAGCGGGUGCUAUUUGUCUGUGUAUGGACACCUUAAAUGGCAUGUGUGUUCACUGUCUGUGAGUUAGCGAGAGCCUUUUUUUGUAGUAGACUUUUGAAGACAAUUUACAUUCCAGAAAAAUAGACCCUUUAUUUUUUGUUCUGAUCUCUACAGUUUUACAAGGGAGAAACUCUUUGUCUCAAGGGUUAUUACUAAAGGAAUUCAUAUAUUGAUUUAUUUAAGAACAACAAUUUAACUUAUUAUAGUUAGUUUAGGGAAUAAUAUAAACGUGUUUUUAUAAAGUGGUCCUUUUCAAACUGUGGCUGAAUGAAGUUAUCUCAACGAUUGCUAAUUAAUUUGCUAAAUGUUCACAGGGAUUUGCUUUUUUUGUCAGAGAGGAUCGACUCUGAUGCACUACUUCGGAAUAAAAACAACCAGUUUUCAGGUUCUUGCAUAAAGGAUGUUAGUUAGCCUUAUCUUUUUUUUUUACUUUCACUUUUAAUGCAUGCUUUGUCACAACAACGUCCUGAUAUUAUUUCAUUCCACAUUGCUUAUGUUGCAUUUAUAUGACCCUGAAAAAAAAAAAAAGAUUCUGCAGUUAAAUGUCCCAACAAAGCACAGGUCUCCAGUCACUAUGCAGUACAGUAAAUGAAAGCACAAGCUGCAGCAGAACAGAAAAGAAAAGACGUACCACAUCGUGCUGUUCGUCCUCACUGAUUUCUCUCAUCGCGACACAAACUUCAUUCUCAGGAUGUGCAAACAAAGAACACGCAGAGUAGCUGACAUUUCGCAAAAAUUUUGUUUCUAGAGUUUGGUUUAUUUUAUUUAUUUAAAAACUUAUUACCAAUUUUUAAUAUUAUGUUUUUGAAGCCAUCUUUUUUUUUCUUAAUUUUUUUUUUUUUUUAAACGGUACAAAAAUAAAAAAUUUGUGCAAAUGUGAUUUGUAUAUCUUAAGGUGUAAUUAUAUUUUGUGCUCCAAAUAAAACAAAUGAGGAAAAAAGUCACUCAUGCUUGUCUGAG